AUGGCCAGACACAAGCUUCCUGAUAGACCGCCGAAUGGUAUUGGAGCUGGCCAGAGACCUUCGAUGCGUCCAAAGCCGCUGAAUAUCGACGCUGCUCAUGCCGUUCUAGCCAAACCUUUCAAAGUGCCACUCAAAUCAAUUUCACCCAACGUUGCCGCUGGUGCUCGCCGCACCACUCGAAAGAGAAAUAGACCCGCAACCUAUGCAGAGCCCGGCUUAUUGGAAAAUGACCUUGUGGCAGAUGCUGACGAAGACUUGUACCAAGACGCCCCUACACAAUCACAGAAAAAACGCGUUGACGCCCUUUCUGCCUGUCGCUUAUCUCAGGAUUCAGACCGUCUGCGAAACAUCGAGUACACACUCAAAAGAUCGUUUACUGUCCCGAUCAAAGGAUAUGUGUCUCGACAUAAUUUCUCCCUUUCCCUAGGAACAAAACCAAAAAUCGUUUUGGAGCCCAGACCACUUCACGAUCCCUACGAUGAGCUUGCAAUUGUGCUUUACGACCCUAGUGUUGAUGGACAAACUCCGCAGAUUAUUCAAGAGCAAAUGAAUCCUACAGUUACUGAGGAUACAAAGUCUCAGAAGGGAAAGAAAAAACCUGAAGCACACAUAAAGCAAGAUAUCCCACUUCCGAGCACUCCGACCUUUGCCUCACAAAUCAAUCGCAAAAAGCUGUCAAAUGGACUGCCCAAUAAGACAUUAGCGGAACUUCUGGGACGUACGAAUGUGGAGCAAAAAGAGUUUGCAAGCGUUCCCGUCGUUAUCGAUCCGCUACUAGCUAAGGUUUUACGUCCUCACCAGGUCGAAGGUGUCAGAUUCUUAUAUCGUUGUGUUACGGGUUUGGUGAUGAAAGACUUUCUGGAUCAGCAAAGUGUAUUGAAACAAGCCGAUCGAGCUAUUACAGGUGAUAAUACGUCAUCAUCUGCUUCGACUCCCGUCCCUUCUUUAGUGCCUGAGACGGGUGAGCAUUCAAAUGUCGAUGAUCCGGAACAAAGCGCCAUUGUUACCGCGCAAAACAGAGGCGCAUAUGGUUGUAUUAUGGCGGACGAGAUGGGAUUAGGGAAAACUCUUCAAUGUAUUGCCCUACUCUGGACAUUGCUGCGGCAAGGACCGCAGGGCAAAAGAACAACUGAAAAAUGCAUAAUCGUGUGCCCUUCUUCACUAGUGAACAACUGGGCCAAUGAACUAGUUAAAUGGCUGGGAAAGGGGAUUUGUCCCGCUUUGCCAAUCGACGGAAGGAAAAGCUCAUUGAACAAUGGAACGGUUGCAGAUGCAGUUCGCUUGUGGGCUUCCGCACAGGGCAGAAAUGUAGUCAAGCCUGUGCUCAUUAUUUCCUAUGAAACCCUUCGGCGUAACGUUACGUUUUUGCGGAAUGCUAACGUGGGUUUGUUACUAGCAGACGAAGGUCAUCGUCUAAAAAAUGCAGAAUCCUUGACGUUUACGUCACUUAACAGCAUCGACUGCCCCAGGCGUGUCAUUUUAUCAGGUACUCCAAUUCAGAAUGAUCUCUCAGAGUACUUUGCAUUACUAAACUUUUCAAAUCCAGGCUUGUUGGGCUCGAGGAAUGAGUUUAGAAGAAACUUCGAGCUUCCCAUUCUGCAAGGUAGGGAUGCCGAGGCCGACCCUGCGGAGAUCGAGAAAGGUGACAAAAAAUUACAAGAACUAUCCAACAUAGUGUCUAAAUUCAUCAUACGGCGUACUAACGACAUUUUGUCAAAAUAUCUGCCUUGCAAAUACGAGCAUGUUAUAUUCGUGAAUCUGAAACCUUUUCAAAAGAACGUUUAUGAACAGAUGAUCAAGUUGCGAGAGUCCCAAAUCAAGAAUAAAGAUGGUGAAAAGGGCUCGAACAAAGGAGAGCAGCCAUUAAAGCACAUUGGAAUGCUAAAAAAGCUCUGCAACCAUCCAGACUUGCUACAGCUCCCUGAAGAUAUUGAAGGAUCGCAAGACUUGAUACCCGAUGACUACCAAAACUCAACCAUAGCAAAACGCGGCAGUAGCGAAGUACAAACCUGGUUUUCAGGCAAGUUCUCGGUUCUGAAGCGCUUUCUGCAUAAGAUCAAAAAGGAGUCUGAUGACAAGAUAGUGCUGAUCUCUAAUUACACUCAAACUCUUGAUUUGAUAGAGCGCAUGUGCAGAGCCAGCAAUUAUGCUGUCGUGCGGCUUGACGGAACUAUGAAUAUAAACAAACGUCAAAAACUUGUGGAUCGUUUCAACGAUCCAGAAGGUCAAGAAUUCAUAUUUCUUUUGAGUUCCAAAGCUGGUGGCUGUGGUAUCAAUCUUAUCGGCGCAAAUAGACUUAUUCUGAUGGAUCCGGACUGGAAUCCGGCCGCAGACCAGCAGGCACUGGCUCGUGUUUGGAGAGACGGUCAAAAGAAAGAUUGUUUCAUUUACAGGUUCAUAUCUACCGGUUCGAUUGAGGAGAAAAUUUACCAGCGUCAGUCCAUGAAAAUGAGUUUGAGCUCUUGUGUCGUGGACGAAAAGGAAGACGUUGAGAGGCUGUUUAGCGCUGAGAGCUUGAAACAACUGUUUCAUCUGAGAAAUGACACCGUCUGUGACACACAUGAAACUUACCAGUGCAAAAGAUGUCAUAAUUGUAAACAGAUGAUCAAACCCACAACAAUGCUUUACGGUGAUCCAACUACUUGGAAUCAUCUUAAUCAUGAAGCUUUGAAGUCCACAAACGAUCACUUGCUGCAGAACGAAGCCCAGUUCCAAGACAUCAGCUAUGUCUUCCAAUACAUCUCACAUUAG
Messenger RNA from Lachancea sp. 'fantastica', 2751 nucleotides. Lineage: Eukaryota; Fungi; Ascomycota; Saccharomycetes; Saccharomycetales; Saccharomycetaceae. The record is from the annotation of a GenBank genome assembly.